UCUGGUUGGAUGCCUUUAACAAAAACGCUAAUUUCAUCUGCAUGACUUUGGUUCCCCUUUAAAUUGCCCCGGCGCUGAGCAGACCUGAGGCUGCGGCUCUCCGCUUGUAGGAAUCGCGCAGUGCGGAGUGGGGAGCGAGCAGCGUCGCACACAGGAGCCGAGCAGGAGGGGAGGCUGUGCGGUGCAUCUGAAACUAAUCAGGCUUUAUCCGAGGAGAGACGCUCACGAAAGCCAUUUCUGCGCACCUUCCUCGCAUGUGAAACACACCGAUGACACCACGAAGAAAACCGGGGAAGAUUUUCACUGUUCGGUGCUGACGCGGUUACAACAAGGAGCCCAAGAGAGGGCAAUGGAGUUUAUGUAUGGUUAUGCUGUUUUUUGUUUUUGAUUUUUUUUCGCCUUCACUGAAGCAGUACAUUACUACUAAUUUGAAUAACAUGCUCUGAAUACAUUAUUUUCUCGAUAAUGCAAAGAGGGGAUUAAACAGUAAUAAUAAUAAUAAUAAUAAUAAUAAUAAUAAUAAUAAUAAUAAUAAUAAUUUGGACACGAGACCUGCUUUCUGAUAUUUUUCGCCAUUUUUGUAUCAAAUGUGUGUUCACCAGAGACAAGGUUGUUCAAAAAAUGAUCUCCUUGGAAACGGACUGCGGUUUUGUCCUCUAAUCCGGAGGUAAAAUCCGAUGUUUUAAUUUGACUCCUGCUUCACGUCAUAUCGAAAUGCAGUAGCCUGGAUACUGUAGCUGUAAAAGAAAAGAAAAUCAUUUCGUUGCGGUUAUUGCUGUGUUUGCAUUGCUCAUAUUCCGAGGUGUGGUUUGAUAUUCUCUUUACAGCAGUCGAGUCAAAUGUCGUAUUUCAAUGACACUGUUUAACGCUAAACCAGAAAGCAGAUGUUGUGACAGGAUUGCAAACAACGAGGCUGAGGCGCCGUCUGCUGCUAUUCUUGGCACGACCACGAAUUAUAAUUUGAAGAGAGAAAGAAAAAAAAGACAGAUUUCUUUUCUGAUUUAUUUUUGUGUGUGUUUGUAUUUAUUUGAGGAAGCGAUGUGAAUUGAUUCUCGGAUAGUUAAUUGCUGGUGUAAGGACGCACGCAAUAGAUAUUUCAGGAUCUCGACGACAUUGUAUAUAUAUAUAUAUUGAUAAUCGCAUUGACAAUAACAGCCGCGUUUGAGAUGGUGCCCGGGACGCCCGCAGCCAUGCUACCAGCACAGGAUGCAGCGAAGAUUUACCAAACGAACUACUUGAGGAAUUCCCGGGCGAUCGGAGUCCUGUGGGCGAUUUUCACCAUCUUGUUCGCCAUCGUCAACGUGGUGUGUUUCAUAGAGCCCUACUGGAUCGGGGACGGAGUGGACUCGCCACAAGCUGGCUACUUCGGCCUCUUCCACUACUGCAUCGGGAACGGGAUCUCCAGGGAGCUGACGUGCCGGGGCAGCUUCACCGACUUCGACAGCAUCCCCUCCGGCGCGUUCAAAGCGGCCUCGUUCUUCAUAGGGAUGUCCAUGGUGAUGGUUAUCACCUGUAUCGUCUGCUUCACCCUCUUCUUCUUCUGCAGCACCGCCACUGCCUACAAGAUCUGCGGCUGGAUGCAGCUGACGUCCGCGGCCUGUCUGGUGCUGGGCUGUCUGAUCUUCCCUGAUGGCUGGGACUCUGACGAGGUGAGGCGCAUGUGUGGCGAGCGCACAGACAAGUACACCCUGGGGGCGUGCUCCAUGCGCUGGGCCUACAUCCUGGCUAUCAUGGGGAUCCUGGACGCGCUCAUCCUCUCCUUCCUCGCCUUCGUCCUGGGGAACCGGCAGAACAGCCUGCUGGCAGACGAGCUGCUGGCCGACACCAAGGAUAAUGGAAAUGCUUAACAGAAAGCAAGGUCUUGUUGCCGCUCAGUAGAUGGUGAUCAUGAAGCUUUUUUACCCAUCACCCAGAGGGUGGGAGGCAGGCCGCGGCUCUGGAGAGCUGAGAGAGCGUGAGAGAGCGUGAGAGAGCGUGAGAGAGCCGCCGCUCUCCCAGGCUUUAACAACAGCGCCCCCUGCAGGUGACUGGCAGCAGCCCACCCAUCAUUGAGACGGCAGGCUUCCACAAUGCGGGAGACAGCAAAUACUUAGAGCUGACUUUGUAUAGCGUAGCGUUAGAUCAAUAUGAAAAAAACUAAAACAACACAAAAACAACGACCAUUACGUCAUUGUGGUAUCAUGCACAUUACAGACUUUGAUAUAUGUAAAAAAAAAAACAAGAUAACAUUCACCUACCCUGCAUUUACUUCUCAAUGUUUAAUUAGCUGGCUCUCAGAUCCCCAGUACAGUACAGCGAUCUCUAUACUGUAAAGUAUUGAAUUAUCUGGCUCUCUCAGAUCCACAGUACUGAGUUCUCUAUACUGUACUGUAUUGAAUGUGCUGGCUCUCUGAUCCACAGUACUGAGUUCUCUAUACUGUACUGUAUUGAAUGUGCUGGCUCUCAGAUCCACAGUCCUGAGUUCUCUAUACUGUACUGUAUUGAAUGCGUUGGCUCUCAGAUCCACAGUACUGAGUUCUCUAUACUGUACUGUAUUGAAUGCGCUGGCUCUCAGAUCCACAGUACUGAGUUCUCUAUACUGUACAAUUUUGAAUGUGCUGGCUCUCAGAUCCACAGUACAGUACAGCGAUCUCUAUACUGUACAGUAUUGAAUUAUCUGUCUCUCUCAGAUCCACAGUACUGAGUUCUCUAUACUGUACUGUAUUGAAUGUGCUGGCUCUCAGAUCCACAGUACUGAGUUCUCUAUACUGUACUGUAUUGAAUGUGCUGGCUCUCAGAUCCACAGUACUGAGUUCUCUAUACUGUACUGUAUUGAAUGCGCUGGCUCUCAGAUCCCCAGUGCAGUACUGAGUUCUGGCUCUUGAAGUAUUGUAAAGACAUCUAUUGAUUGUGUUCAUGGUAUUUCAGUUACAGUGAUUUCCUCAAACCUUCCUUUUAGCAUGGAUCCCCGUAAUCAUGUGACCCCGAGACCCAGCCUUUGAACUCCCUGUCCAAUAGCUGUGCCUCCUCUGAGUCAUGUGACUGUGUGAUAUCAAACAUGAAGCAUGGGGCAAUCUGAAAACAGUUCCAGAUACAAAGCUGUUGAUUGUUAAGAAUGUACCGAACAAGCACAGCAAUUCAAGGAAGAUGUAUUACAACCCUUCCAUUUACUAACCCUUAUACAGUGCAUCCUCUUUAUUUAGCACACCAAAUGAAAAACCAUAUGUGUGUAUAUAUAUAUUGAAAACAGUGAAUCAGUGAAGGGCCCCUAUACAGGAAAACCCAGGCCUGACAAACAGGGAGCCAACCAAAGCGAAGGUGCAAUACUGAGGCAGCGCAGCAGGGACAUUCUGCACACAAUCGCUAAUGAGAAUCAAUGGAAGCCAUGCUGACGUUUAAUGAAGUUCUGGAACAGCAGGUGAGCCCCAGCACUCAGCCUCUGCAGUGAUCACAGGCUGCUCUCUCUGUUAACCAGGAUCAUUCUCAUUUAAACAAACCCCAGCGAUCCCGCCCACCUCCCAUCUCUUCAAUACGGAAGUGUGUCACAGCCUGGAAGGAUCUGUAAAGGAGAGAGUCAAAUCAAGACAAACUCCCACAUCCACCGAGACGUGCAGUACUGUGUGGCCCCCCUAGAUGGCAGCAUUCUGUUCUUCAAGAGUCUGAUUCUAAGCAGUAUGCUUGUGGUUGCCAUUGGUUUCUCUGUUUGUUGUGUGCUGUGACUGCCAUGUCUGAGGAUGCCUCGCCAGCGCGGCCGUGCGGAGGCGGGCCUUUCUGUUUCCUAAAAGGAAUCAAAAGAAUAACCUGUGACUGUUUCAGAGAUUGCUCGUGCAAGAAGGGCUCCUGAUGGGCACCAAAGACAUUUCUCAAUCGUUUUGUAACUUCCAACAGUUAUUGCAUUUUUCUUUUCUUUAGAAACAAAAGGGGUCAAACUUUCCGCUUGAGCGAACGCUGCAUCGACCCGUCUGUGCCGUGCUGGGAUAAACCACAGCUGGGAUAUGCAGAGCGCUAUACAGCAGUGAGGAACUCCCUGCACUGCAGCAGCACCUCAGAGCAAAGACGGGUGGGUUAUACAAUGCAGGUUCAUUCCACAGUGCUGUACAAUGCUCUACAACACCGUGUGGCUCAUCCCAGUACAGGCUGAUCAAACCAGCAGAAUGGAACAAGGCGCUGUGUCCCGCCUCCAGUGUGCUUGUAGGAGGGAUCGACGGACAGAAACAGUUAUAUUGUGAUAAAUGUGUCAUUAUUUUAUGAUAAAAAGGGUUGAAAACGGUAAUUUAAAUGUAACAUUUUACCAAAAUUUGUCAAAAUAGUAAGAUAUUCCGGGUACAGUAAAUACCAACAUCAUACUCCAUUCUGUUCAGUAUUACAUCUUCUGUACAGAUUUCUGAGGCUAGCAGUAAGUACCUGUGUGUGUGUGUGCGUGUGUGGGUGUGUGGGUGGGUGUGCGUGUACGUGUGUGUGUGUGUGUGUUGUGUGUGUGAGUGUGUGUGUGUUGGGGGGGUGUGUGUGUGUGCGUGUGUGUGUUGUGUGUGUGAGUGUGUGUGUUUGGGGUGUGUGUAUGUGUGUGUGAGUGUGUGUGUGUGUGUGUGUGUGUGUGUGUGUGUGUUGUGUGUGUGAGUGUGUGUGUGUUCGGGGUGUGGUGUGUGCGUGUGUGGUGUGUGCGUGUACGUGUGUGUGUGUGUGUUGUGUGUGUGAGUGUGUGUGCGUGUGUGCGAGUGCGUGUGGGAGCGUGUGUGGUGUGUGUGUGUGCGUGUGUGUGUUGUGUGUGUGUGUGUGCGUGCAUGUGUGUGUGUGUGUGUGUGUGUUCUACUCCAGUGUUUCCAGAGCACACUGUGCAUUGAUACUGCAUUGUAAACAGAGGCUGAGGUGCGUGUUAGGAGUCAUUGCACUGGGGGGGAUGUCACUUCCACGUCACGUUUAAGCACUCUGUAAAAAACAAAGGUGUUCAUUCUAUUGACUUUGUGGUCAUUUGUAUAUUCCAGUGUAAAUAUCCCAUUAAAGUUUAAAACUAAAAUGAAAAAUCAUCAUUUUCCACAAAGCCCUUCUACUUAAUAAAAGUUUUCACUGUAU
This is a messenger RNA of Acipenser ruthenus (sterlet), 5049 nucleotides long. RefSeq names its product LHFPL tetraspan subfamily member 3 protein. Gene Ontology annotation, cellular component: plasma membrane. The transcript has 4 exons. Bases 1167 to 1847 code for a protein of 226 amino acids. Lineage: Eukaryota; Metazoa; Chordata; Actinopteri; Acipenseriformes; Acipenseridae. The record is from RefSeq and is a predicted model, not a curated record. Gene Ontology annotation, biological process: sensory perception of sound.